GGUUUUCCCUUCAUUCCAACGCUAUGUUCUUUGCUUCCUUGCAGCCAUUGGGGUUUCCGCACUCCAGCCAUAAGGCGGCCAAAGGAUGUGGAGUAACUUCGGGUGGCAUUGAAUAUUUUUGGGUAGAGUGGCGGGGCUUGCAUAUGUAUUCGUUGUGAAUUGGAGUACAUGAGAGGAAAACAAUGCAGCGGCAGCUUUUAUUAUGGGCGUUUUCGGCGGUGUUGUUUUUGAUGCUUUCUGUUGGUAAAUGUGAAACAGGCAAAGAGGAAGUGAGUGCUGCAAAAAGUUUAGUCUGGGGGCCGGGUCUGAGGGCUGAUGUUGUGCUGCCGGUUCGAUAUUUCUAUAUCCAGGCAGUUACCUACUCAGAGGAAAAUGUCACCUAUUCUCCCGGAAGUAAUACAUUCAAUGUGGUCAUCAAAGUGCUCUCCUCCAGAGAACAUGUUCGGCGCUAUGUACCAGCACCCUUGGAUCGAAAUGAUGGAACAUUUCUUAUGAGGUAUCGACUCUAUGGAACUGCCAGUGAGGGGCUAAAGAUUGAAAUAUUUCAUCAAGGUCAACAUGUAGGCCAGUCUCCAUAUAUUUUAAAAGUUAAUGUGCUUUUAAUAAAACCCAGGAUGCCACUCUUUAACCAUGCUCUCUAG
Rhincodon typus (whale shark) is the source of this 641-nucleotide messenger RNA. Its product is annotated as protein O-glucosyltransferase 3-like. The record is from RefSeq and is a predicted model, not a curated record. The coding region runs from base 183 to 641 and encodes 152 amino acids. The transcript has 3 exons. NCBI's taxonomy places the organism in Eukaryota, Metazoa, Chordata, Chondrichthyes, Orectolobiformes, Rhincodontidae.